Myxozyma melibiosi is the source of this 732-nucleotide messenger RNA. RefSeq lists its product as uncharacterized. Bases 89 to 646 code for a protein of 185 amino acids. The record is from RefSeq and is a predicted model, not a curated record. NCBI's taxonomy places the organism in Eukaryota, Fungi, Ascomycota, Lipomycetes, Lipomycetales, Lipomycetaceae. The transcript is spliced from 2 exons.
UGUUCGGCGAUCUUCAGCCGGUUCUUGUUUCUAUUCUGACCUCCUUCUCUCUCAGCUUGUUCUCAAUUCAUUCUCAGUUCUCAGCAAAAUGUCCAGCCUGCUCUUCUCCCGCUUCUGCGCAGCAAAGUCGAUGCCGUCGAUGUUUACCGCCUCGGCCAGACAGAUGUUGAUGCGCACCGGCUCCCGCCAGACCAGCGGCCAGUUCUCGUCGUCCACCCUGCUCGCAGCCGGCACCUCUGUCUCUGCCAUUGCAUACCUGCAACUCAGCAAACCGAAAGUGCUCUGCGACUUUGCCGUCCGCAGCACCGACCGCGAUCUGUACACGGCCGCGCGCAGCGACGCAAAGGCGGUCGCGAACGAGGUGCGCAAGUCGAGGCUCGACUACCGCGAGCUGUCGAUUGGUAGCUUCAUGGGCCUCUUUGUCGGCUACCUCGUCGGCAAGCUGAGCAAGCUGCUUGUCUUUGUCAGUAGUAGCACAUAUCUGUUUCUCCAGUUUUUGGAAAGCAGAGGCUUGAUCACGAUGCCUUACAGCUCGUUGUACUCGUGGGCAAAGAAGAGAUACGGCGACAAGGAACUCAUCCUCGAGAAUAUCUCGUUCAAGGUCGCGUUCGCGCUCGCGUCCGCGGUCGCUGCCGCCAACGCCUAAACCAGGAUUACAACGUCUGCAAUGUUCCAGAUCGCAUAUAAAUACGUUUUGUCUUUUUAAAUGUCAUCUAGUUGAAUCGAUAUAUU